AUGAAUAAGGAAAUUAGUAGUAAUAUAAUAGAAUAUAAUUCAUAUGAUUUAAAUUAUUGGAAAGAUUUUUUUUUAAAAAAAGAAGAAAAUAAAAUUAAUUCAGUUGAAAUAAAAUCAAAUGAUAGUUUACAAUUAUAUAACGUAAAAAUUAACAAGAAGAUAUAUGAUGGUAUAAUAAAGUUUGAUUCGUAUAAAUGCCCACAUUUUUUUAAGAAUUUUUCCAUAUAUAAAAAUGGAAAGACAUAUAUAGGAGAUUUUAAAGAAAGAAAAUUAACAGGCUAUGGAGAGAUUUUAUCAAAAAAUUUUUAUUAUAAAGGUUAUAUAUAUAAUGGGAAAAAAAAUAAAAAAGGGAAAUACAUUUUUAAAGGAAAAUUAAUGUACAUUGGGUAUUGGAGAAAUAAUAAGAGAAAUAAAUAUGGAAUUUUAAAAUUUCUUAAUGAAAAAAAAAAAUUAAUAUAUAAGGGUUACUGGAAAAAUGACAAAAGAAAUUUUUACGGUAUUCAACAUUAUAACAAUAAUUCUAUAUAUAAUGGCUUCUGGGAAGAAAAUAAAAAAUGCGGUUUAGGUAAGAUCAUUUGGUUUGCUAAUUUGAAAAAUAAUAUAAGUAAAUAUAUAAACGAAUAUGAAAAUGUAAAUUUAAAAAAAAAUAAAGUAGAAAAAAAGACAAACUAUAAUUUAUAUAUACAUGAAUACAAAAAAAAAAAUAUUGUUGAAAAUUUAUAUGUUGGUGAAUGGAUGAAUGAUAAACAACAUGGAUUUGGUAUUUAUAUAUGGUUUAAAAAAAAAAAAAAUAAAAACAAAAUAAUAUAUCAAAAUGAAAAUUAUGAUAAAUAUGCAGGUUACUGGAAUAAAGGAAAAAAAGAUGGAUAUGGAAUUUUUUAUUAUAAUAAUGGAAAUAAAUAUAUAGGUAUAUGGAAAAACAAUAAAAAAAACGGUUAUGGAUAUUUAAUAAAAGCAAAUGGUAUAAUAUUUAAAUGCUUAUAUAAAAAUAAUGAAUUGAUAUCAGAAAAACAACUUAAUAAAACAUAUAAAAUAAAUAAUAUUUAUACUAAUUCAUUAUGUAAUGUCAUUGACUUAUUUUUUUUUAAAAAAAUAUAUAAUAUAACGAACAAAAAUAUUGAAAUAUUUUAUAAAAUAAUUUAUAGAAAUUUUGAAUUUUUAGUAGAAAUUUAUGAUUAUUAUAAAAAAAGAAAUGGAAAAAAAAAAAAAAAUAAAUCUCAUAAUUUCAAAUUAUUUGAUUUAUGGAAAAUGUUCUAUAGAUCAAAGAUAAUUAAUACAGAAUUUACUUUGAAUUCGUUAAAUAAUUUAGUAAUUGAUUAUUCGUUGCUCAUUGAAGAAAAUGAAUUAUUUAAUUUUUUUGAUGUAAAUAACAAUUUAGAAUUUUCUUUUAAUGAAAAAGAUAUAAUAGAAAGUUUUUUUAAAUCAGUUGAUUAUUUAAAUAUAUUUUCUCAUAAUAAUAUAAUAAAUAAUAAAAAUUCAUUUAUAUAUAAAAAUAGUAUCAAAACUAAUGAAAAGAAAAAAAAUCAAAAAAAUGUAAAUUUAUUUAAUUACUACAAUAAUGAUGUUAAUGAAGAAUAUAAUUCUAUUAAUACUAAUAAUAAUAUCAAUGUUGAUAAAACUAAUAUUAAUAAUGAUGUAGAUAAUGAAAAUUUUGUAAUUUGUGAUGAAAACUAUUUAAAUAAAAAUUCAAGUUAUUUAAAAGAGAAAAAUUGGAAUAAUUUAAAAAAUAUUUUUAAUCUUUUUAAAAAUAUUAUAUUCAAUAAUAAUUUAUUGUGUUUAAAAGAUUGUACUAAUUUUAAUAAGUAUCAUCACAGGCAUUGUUGUCAUAAAAAUGAAAACAAUUUUAUUUUAAAAAAAAUCUAUUUUUCUAUAUUAAAAAGUAAAAGAGAAAAUAAUAAAAAUUACUUAUACUAUGCUUUAGUUAGCGUAUUUCAGUGUGUUCCUUUACUACAUCAUAUAUUUAAUAUAGCUAAAAAAUGUAAUUAUUCAUAUUCAAAUGAUAUUAAUGUUUUAAAUUUUUAUUAUAACAAAGAAUUUAAUUAUAACCAGAAAAAUGGAUUAAAAAAAAAUAAUAAUUAUAGUAAAACAAAUAACUUAAAAAAAAAUAUCCAUCCCUUACACUUUUAUGAAAUAAUAGAAAAUAAAGACUGUAUUACAUAUUUGAAAAAAUUAAUUACAUUUAUUAAUUUAAAUAGAUAUUAUUUACAUGAUGAAAAUAGAAAAAUAAGCUUUAAUAGUUUUAUAUCUACACUAAUUCAUAUAUCUAUACGAUUUGACAAUUUAAAUAAUAUAAAUGAAACAUUAAGAAACUUAAUAAACUCUUUAAAAAGAUAUUCACAAAAAAGGGAGUUACCUAAUAGUUAUCUAUUAAGAAAAAAAGAGAAAGAAGGAAAAAUAAAUAAAAAUCAUUUUAAUAAGAUAAUUUCAUCCAAUAAAUAUAAAAAAAAACUUGUCUUAGAUAUUAAUGAUAAAAAGGAAUUAAUAUAUUUAAAAAAUGAUAUUGAUGAAAAUAAAAAAGAAAAAAUAAAAUAUGAUAAUCAAAAUUUAAAAGAAAGAAAUAAAAAAAGUCAAGAAAAAUCUACUAUUUGUUCUAUAUGUAAUGAGAUCUUAAACAAAAAUUGUAAAAAAAAAAAUUAUAAAAAAAAAAAUUAUAAAAAAAAAAAUUAUAAAAAAAAAAAUUAUAAAAAAAAAAAUUGUAAAUAUUGUUUAAAAAGGAAAUUAUAUUCUUUAUGUGGAAAAAAAUGUGAUAAAGAAUUAAUAAACAUAUUGAAAAAUUUUAUUUAUUAUUUUAUGUUUUACUUUUUAAUAUUUGAAUCAAAGGAUAAGAAGAUUUCUAUUUUUAGUAUAAAAUUAAAUAUAUCAAUAAGGUUAAGAGAUAUAAUAUUAUUUUUAAUUAAAUUGAAAUUAUUAAAAAUGAAUAGAAAUGAAAAUAAAGUAAAAUAUGCUAAUUUAAAUUACUUUUUAUUUUAUAAAAAGAGAAAAAAGAAAAAAAAAAAAAAAAGUAUUUUAUUAAAUGAAAUUGAUUAUAAAGAUAAUUUAUUAGAUUGCAAAAUGAAAAAUAAAAAUAGUAGUAAAACAUUUAACAAAAAAAAAAACCCAAACAAUAUUAUAAUAAAUAGUAAAGAAAAAAAAAAUGCCAAGUGUAAAAAUAUAGAAAAGAAUAGUAACAACUUAGUAAUUGAAAGAAAUACAAAAAAUAUGCAUUGUGAUAAAAUUAUUGAUAAUGAAAAUAAUGUAAAUGAAAAUAGGAAAGAUAAAAAUAAAAAGAAUAAAACUGAUAAUUGUAAAAUUAAUAAAAGUGAAGUUAAGAAAAAUAACAUUAACAAAAAUGAAAAUAAUGAAAAUAAUGAAAAUAAUAAAAAUGAGUAUAAUGAAAACGAAAUUAAUUACACGAAGAAUAUAUGUCAAAAAGAAAAAAACAACAAAAAAGAAUUUUGUAAAAAAAAAAAAUCUGUGGGAAGAGUAAAAAAAUUAAUUUUUAAAAGUUUUUCAAAGAUGUUCUAUUUGUCCUUUUCUGAGAUUUUAUCAAUAUUUUCGAGUAUAUUUAAUUCUAAAAAUAUGAAGUUAGUAAAUGAAUUAAGUGUUGAUUUAUAUUUAUCUAAGCUAAAAAAAAAAAAAAGAAAAAAUAAAAUAAAUAAAUAUAGUUUAAAAAAUAAUAUAAUUCAUUAUUUUAUGAUAUUAAAAGAAAAAAGAGAAAUAAAUUCAUUAAACAAUUCUGAUAAGACAAACUAUAAAGUCUAUAAUAAGUUAUCAAAAAAUCAUAAGAAAAUUAAUAAGGAAUAUAUGUAUACAUUAUCUGCACGAAAUAGUGAAAGAAAUAUAAAUAUAAAAAAUAGUAAAUGGAGUUCAUUAGGGAAAUUAAAUUGUGAUCCUAUUUUCAAAAAUGAAAAUAUUUUGAAUACUAUAGGUAUCUUGAAUUCUGAAAAUAUAAAAAAUAGAAAUGGUAUGGAAACAAAUGAAGAAUAUUUGAAAAAAAAAACUUAUCUAAUGCAAAAUCAACAUUAUAAAUUAAUAAGGGAUAAACAAACUCUUAAAAAUGCAUAUAUUAAAAGAAAAAAUGAAAUUAAAAAAAAAUUGUAUCGUUUGAGAAAAUAUAUAUUUUCUCAUAAAAAUUAUAUAAGUAUAUUAGAUUACUUUAACAUUUAUAUAACACCUUAUGAACUUCUUUUAUUUUUUUUAAAAUUUGUUAAAAUCAUAAAAAAAAAAAGGAAAAUUAAAAAUUCUUAUAAUGAUACACUUUAUUUUUUUAUAUUCCAUAUUCUGUUGUAUAAAUCAUCUAUUUUAGCAAACAAUAAUAAAAAAUAUUAA
Plasmodium gallinaceum is the source of this 4308-nucleotide messenger RNA. Its product is annotated as conserved Plasmodium protein, unknown function. NCBI's taxonomy places the organism in Eukaryota, Apicomplexa, Aconoidasida, Haemosporida, Plasmodiidae. The record is from RefSeq and is a predicted model, not a curated record. The transcript has a single exon. Bases 1 to 4308 code for a protein of 1435 amino acids.